Molecule: messenger RNA, 2465 nt
Organism: Apis cerana (Asiatic honeybee)
Lineage: Eukaryota; Metazoa; Arthropoda; Insecta; Hymenoptera; Apidae
Product: death-associated inhibitor of apoptosis 2
Biological process (GO): regulation of cell cycle; positive regulation of canonical Wnt signaling pathway; negative regulation of apoptotic process
Cellular component (GO): cytoplasm; nucleus
Molecular function (GO): ubiquitin protein ligase activity; cysteine-type endopeptidase inhibitor activity involved in apoptotic process
Source: RefSeq, a predicted model, not a curated record
UAAAUUAUAUAGCAAAUAAUAAAUAUAUUGUUAAAUUUAUUUAUAUAAAUUUAAUAGUUUAAAACAUAAAAAUUAUAUCUAUUUUAUUAAUUAUAUUGUAGACAAAAAAAAGAGAGAAAAAAAAGAAAAAAAAAUGAUUUAAUUCUAUUAGAUUAAAAUUAUAUAUCAAGCAUAUUAUUGAAUAAUUGAAACAUAAUAAUUUUUAUUAAAUAGAAUAUUAUAUUGCUAUUUUUAAUAAUUACAGUGAUUGUGCGAUUUUUUUGGUAGAUUUUUUAGUUUAAUUUAUAUACUAUCAGAUUAUAUUAUCAGUUAUUUGUAAAAAUAGAUUUUCCAAGAAUUGGCAUUUAUCACUUGAGUUAAAAAUGAUAUUCACAAUAAAUAGAGUAAAAUAAAAAAAAAAGAUAAUGUCAAUGUUGCUUCCAUAAAAGAAUUUCAGGAAAUGAUGAUAUAAAUCUAAUAAGCAAAAUAAAAUUCUAUCAAUUAAUUACAUUAAUAUAUAAUUUAAUAUACAUUACUAAUAAGUAUAUCAUAUUAAUUAAUUAAAAAUUAAAAUUAAAAAAAUAUUAAUAUAAAUACUUAAAUAAAUAAAAUUUUAUAACUUUAUAUUCAUAUAUAUUUACUCUUAUAUAUAGUAAUUAUUCAAUUCAAUUUUACACGAGUUAUUUUAUGCUAAAUAUAAUUUUUUAAAUUAUAUUUUAAAUUAUAUAUAAUUAGAUUAUAUAUAAAUUAUAUAUAGCAAUAUUUAAUAUACAAUAUAUAAUAUGUACAAUAGUCAUACAAUACAAUCUUAAACUAAGAAAUCUAGCAUAUUGAUAAGAUAAAAUAAGAUAAGAUAUAAUUAUUUAUUAGUAUCAAUAAGUCAACAAUUGUAAUAAUUGUCAUAUAAAUUAAUUAUAGAUCAACAGUUGGUGAAUUAAAUGUGCAUUUUCUGAAGAUUUGGCAAUAGAAAUAAGAUGACUGGUAUUAUCAAGCACAGAGAUUUUGGAAAUGAUUCAAACCUCAAAACUUCAACAAAUGCACAUUUAACAUCACCACUUCUUAUAACAUCUCAUAUAUUGAAUGAUGAAGUAGAUAAUAUUGAUUAUCAUUUUGAAGCAGCAAGACUUCAAAGUUUUGAAAAUUGGCCUGUAUCAUAUAUAGAACCUGAAAAACUUGCAGCUGCUGGAUUUUAUUAUACGGGUGAAGGUGAUAAAGUUAGAUGCUUUGAAUGUCAAGUUGAGAUAUGUCAAUGGGUAGAAGGUGACAUUCCAAUGGUUGAUCAUCAGAGAUGGUCAGCAAGAUGUAGAUUUAUUCGUAAAAUAAAUUGUGGUAAUGUACCAAUUGGAGUAGAUCCUAACACUAUCAUCCCACCAAGACCAAGAAGUAGAGAUGUAUGUGGUCCUUAUGGCUUAGAAUAUCGACUUACAUCUGGUCCUGAUAAUCAUAAUUUUUCAACUGAAUUACAAUUACCAAGCACUGCUAAACUUAGUCGUUUAGGCUUAACAAGGCCUAAGGGACCUCUACAUCCUGAAUAUGCUAGUUAUGAUGCUAGAUUAAACACAUUUUCAACAUGGCCAAAAUCUAUGCCACAAACAAAAGAACAAUUAGCAGAUGCGGGUUUUUAUUAUACAGGAAAAGGUGAUCAAACUAUAUGUUAUCAUUGUGGAUGUGGUUUAAAAGAUUGGGAACCAGAAGAUAAUCCUUGGGAACAACAUGCAAAGUGGUUUUCUAAGUGCUAUUAUUUAUUAACAGUUAAAGGACAAGAUUAUGUGAAUAAAAUAACAGGCCAACAUGUAUCUCCACCUUCAAAAGAAGAAACAAUACAAAUGAAUUUACCUAGUUAUAUUACAAAAAUACAACCUGCAAAUAUAGAAACAGAAAGGAAAGAAGGCACAGAUAGCAAUCCAGGAUCAAGUUCUCAAGAUAGUGGUAUAGAAAAUAUUGCAAGUAAUACAGAAUCUGUAAAAGAAAAUGCAGAAAAUUUAUCAAAUACAAAAAUACAAAAUAGUAAACCUACAGAUGAUGCAAGAAUGUGUAAAAUUUGUUAUAAUGGAGAAUUAGGAGUAGUAUUUUUACCAUGUGGACAUAUGGUUGCGUGUGUAAAAUGUGCUCCUGGUAUGAUAUCCUGUGCAGUAUGCAGAGAACCUGUUACAAUGACUGUACGAGCUUUUUUCUCAUAGUAUUCCAUAUAUAUCAAUAGUAUUCUAAUAAUUAUAGACAAAAAUUCAUUGCAUAUGUAGCUAAUAUUCAUGGUGAUUUUUUGCAUUUUACAUUUAAUUAUUCUUGACAAAUCAAUAUUUUAAUAUUAAAGACUUAUAAUCCGUCCAACGAAUCGAUUCAGUAUUGAUAAAUAAAAUAUUUAAAUAUAAAACAUAUGAUAACUUUAAUUGAUUGCAUUCUAGUAUUAUUGAUUGGCAAGUAUCAGACAACUAUUGAUAUUUAUAAAAAAUCUUAUAUCAAAAUAAAAAAUUAUUGUUUAAGAUUUA